GGCAAUUGGUCAUGGCUGGGGUCAUAAUGUGCGGGCUUUAGGACCCAUACGCGCGGUUCUAUUGACGGGUACUUUGUGUUUACAGUGAGAAUUGUAUGGCAGGAAUUUUCUAACAUCAAAUAUUUAAACAUAAUUUGCAUCGAUACAAACGCUACAAUGGAGACAUAUAUGCUGUGACACAGAGAAAGUAAGUCACACAGGUUUGAAAUGACAAGAGGUUAUUUGGAUGGAGUCCUUGCGGGGUACAGUGGGUCACUCCCGCGAGUACAAAUUGGUGAUGUUAGGAGAGGGGGGUGUGGGCAAAAGUGCCAUCAUCAUGCAGUUUAUAAGUCACAGAUUUCCAGAGGACCAUGACCCGACUAUCGAGGAUGCUUAUAAAACACAGAUUCGCAUAGAUGAUGAGCCAGCAAACCUGGACAUCUUGGACACAGCAGGACAGGCAGAGUUCACAGCGAUGCGCGAUCAGUACAUGCGAGCAGGUGAAGGUUUCAUCAUCUCUUACUCCAUCACAGACCGUCGCAGUUUCCAAGAGGCUCGGCAGUUUAAGCAGCUGAUCUACCGGGUGCGACGCACAGUCGACACGCCGGUUGUACUGGUGGGAAACAAGUCUGACCUGGCCCAUCUAAGACAGGUGUCAGUGGAGGAGGGCAGACAGCUGGCAAGAGAGUUCCAGUGCCCAUUUUUUGAGACUUCAGCAGCAUUCCGUUAUUACAUUGAUGAGGUGUUUGCCGCACUGGUCCGCCAGAUCCGUCAGCGUGAAGUAGAGAUGGUGCAGGGGAGUGUGAGGAAAAGUCGACGUAAUCAUUCCCUCUGGAGUCGCCUUAAAGCCCCCUUCCACAAGACACAGCAGUCUAAGCACUGAGAGAGCCACAGAAAAGAAUGUGACAGGAUAUUGUGCCCUUUAACAUUAUGGGUUGUCUACCUGAAGCUGUAUAAGUUCCAUCUACUUCUGUUUAUUUGACAUCUGUUGUAAUAAUUUAUAUUUGAUUUUCUGCAUUGAAGCACUCCUAAUCAUUUUAUAUGUCAGAUAGACUACUAACCUCAUACAAACUAUGUGCAGGGCAACAAACUCAGUCAUUAUAUGGAUAAAGGCUAAUUUUACCUUAUCACUUAGGAAAGCAAAAAUUAAACUUGACAACAUUAUAUUGUGUAAAUGAACGUCAUAUAGAAUGUUCAUGUCACAUUAUAACUGAUGAAAAGGCAGGGAAAGAAACCCAGAAGAAUAUGGAAAGACGGAAGUGAAGUGAGAUGGUCAUGUCAUGCACAGGGUCAUAGAUGUGCGAAGCAAACAAGUUGGUGAACAUUAAGGCCAGCGAGCCUUAACUGAAAGUAUAAAGCAUGUAAAGAGGAAACAAAGUGUGUGAAGAGAUGCAUUGUAGGAAUGUAAAUAGGCAAAAGUAGAAAUAUUACAUUUAUUUGCUGAUGUAAUGAGUACUGUAAAUGAUUCCUUUAACCUGGCUGUAUUGUUUUGACACAUGGAAGUUUAAGUAUCAAAAUGAGGUCCAGGAUUUGCAGCUUUAGUGAGUAGUUCAAUGGUGGAAUCUCACAAAACAAUGUUUGGGUUGACAUCUCACCUUAUUAAAAUGUAUUACAAAAAUGUUAUUCUUUAGACUAUUAAAAUGAUUUUCAUUGUGACGUUAUUAUCAUACAAGUAGAAAAGGUUUUCCUACUUAUAUGAUCAGAUAUUUUAUGUUAGGCAAUAUGUAUUAUUCCUUAGAAUGAUUUUCAUUCUCAGUUACUUCACAGGAUUUCAGUAUAAGCAAAAUCAUCAAUACAUUAAGGUAAUCAUUUUUUAUGACAGUAAUGAGACAUUGCAUUAUAAUUAUUAUAAUUGCCACAAUGCCGAAAAUAAACUUUUAAAAGGUGAAAUAUCAGCUGGACAUGUUUUUGACAUUUUCUGUAAAAUUUACCCAACAGGAAUGUCUUUUGUGAUAUCUUUUUUACCAAGUAGUUGCAAAUUACACUGUAUAAUAAUGACGAAAACAUUGCUGUGCUAUAUCAGGUUUAAUUGUAAGCACACAAACAGAUUGACACUUGAUCAUGAUUAAAACAAAAUCGUUUUUAAACAGGGUAUUUUUUCUGUAGUCAGUCCCUAGGAAGUGUACCUCUUUAAUGUAGCAUAUGAGGUAAAGUAUAAAUUGACUCCUGUAGACUUUUUGCACAUGCUGUGCACUUACUAAACAUCAGAAUGUAAUGGAAUGUGUUCAGUGUGUGUGUGGGAAGGGUAUACGGUAUGGGGACAAAAUGUCCCCACAAAGAUGGCAAUAUCCAAAAUCCUUGUCCUUUUGGGGACCUUUUUUGGUCCCCACGAGGAAACAAGCUUAUAAAUCAUACAGAAUUAAUCUAAAAGCGCAGAAAGUUUUGUGUGAUUGUUAGGUUUAGGGGUAGGGAAUAUGAUAUACAGUUUGUACAGUAUAAAAACCAUUGCGUCUAUGGAAUGUCCCCAUAAAACAUGUGAAACCCCUGUGUGUGUGUG
Molecule: messenger RNA, 2476 nt
Organism: Triplophysa rosa
Lineage: Eukaryota; Metazoa; Chordata; Actinopteri; Cypriniformes; Nemacheilidae
Product: GTP-binding protein Rit1-like
Exons: 7
Coding region: 227-862 (211 amino acids)
Biological process (GO): Ras protein signal transduction
Cellular component (GO): plasma membrane
Molecular function (GO): GTPase activity; GTP binding; GDP binding
Source: RefSeq, a predicted model, not a curated record